Molecule: messenger RNA, 450 nt
Organism: Parnassius mnemosyne (clouded apollo)
Lineage: Eukaryota; Metazoa; Arthropoda; Insecta; Lepidoptera; Papilionidae
Source: the annotation of a GenBank genome assembly
AUGGAUACACUAGAUGUACAACAACAUCUGAAAAAGAUUCACCCCAGUCUAGAAAAUAAUGUUUAUGCAGCUAAUAGACUGCCUAUGUAUACCCACGUACCAACGUAUAUAAUAUGUAAUUUGGAUACAGAUGAUAAACCAGGGUCACAUUGGGUAGCUUUGUAUAUCGAUACGAAUGACGUCGGUCAAUAUUUUGAUUCAUAUGGACGAUCACCUGUACGAUAUCAUCUAGAGUUUUUAAAAAGGAAUUGUAAAAGAUGGAACUGGAAUGUUGAUAGGAUUCAGAAUGAGUGGACUUCAGUUUGUGGCGAAUAUUGCUUAAUGUAUUUGCUAUAUAAGUUUCAAGGAUAUUCAAUACAUAGUUUUACGAGUAUAUUUACAAGGGACACAUUGUACAACGAUAUUUUAGUGGAUGAGAUGUUUCGCUCCUAUUUUAUAGAUAAUAAUUAA